This is a messenger RNA of Haplochromis burtoni (Burton's mouthbrooder), 1343 nucleotides long. RefSeq lists its product as uncharacterized. Lineage: Eukaryota; Metazoa; Chordata; Actinopteri; Cichliformes; Cichlidae. The coding region runs from base 1 to 819 and encodes 272 amino acids. Gene Ontology annotation, biological process: cell surface receptor signaling pathway. The transcript has 4 exons. The record is from RefSeq and is a predicted model, not a curated record. Gene Ontology annotation, molecular function: transmembrane signaling receptor activity.
AUGUCUGAAGUUUCUGUCUUUAUUGUAGUGCUCUGUACGCUCCUCUGCACUGCACACACUCAAGCUGCUGUGCUAACUAUUGAACCCAACUGGUCCAGUUUUGUUAUUCAAGAGUUUGUUACCUUCAUAUGUGACAUGAAUGAAGGUGAAGACGCUGACUGGGAAUACAAAAUCAACAAGGAUGGGCGAGAAUUUAUCCCCUACAACACACACAAAGACUAUACAUUAGAAAUUAGCUCUAAGGGUGACAGUGGUGAAUAUCAGUGCUCUGGUCGCAAAAAGAGCUCACAUAAAACAAAGAACAGUAAUACUGUCUCUAUAAUUGCAUUAGAUAAACCCAGGGCCACACUGACAGCAGGAACAACAAUCAUACCAGUAGGGGGCAGUGUGACACUGACCUGCUCUGUGCAGAGCUCUGAUGGAUGGAAAUAUGAGUGGUUCAGACGAACCCAAACAACCUCUGAAGUUCAAAUCAGAGAUCAACAAAACAGAGAUAUCAGAUUUUCUCCUGCCUUUGUUCUACAUACAACAGAAGUUAAACCAAAGGCCCAACUGACUACUAACAGCAGAGACGUUCCAGUAGCAGGCAAAGUGACUCUGAACUGCUCAGUGAACCUGUCAUCUGAAUGGAAAUACUUCUGGUACAGAGGUAAUAAAUCCUCUGAACCCCUGACUACACAAGAUGCUGCUCCUUCAGACGGACAAAUCAGUGUCUCACAGGAAGGACUCUACAGGUGCAGAGCAGGAAGAGGAAACCCAGUUUACUACACAGACUACAGUGAUCCAGUCAACAUUGAUAAAAACAGUGAGUUUGACUGAAAGUUAAUGAGUAUACAACCUUCAAAAGAUUGUUGUGAGCCUUUCAAUUUGACAAUAUUCAAUAUGAUAUUUGUAUAAUAUUUAAAGUUUGAAUAGCUCUUGUUUACCACUGGGUCAUUGUUACAAAUUGACUUUAGCUGCGUAGAAAUACCAUAGUUUUUGAAAACAUCAACAUUAUUUAAAGGUUAAAAGGUUCAGUACUACAGAGCCAUCUUUAAAGUAUAAAUAUGCAAUAAUAUAUAUUUUUUCCUCUAACGCUGAUUUUUAGUGCAUGUAAUUUUUCUAAUUGUUGACAGAAGUUACACCAUCACAUCGACAUAUUGUGGUUUAAGUAAGAUGUUUUUUGGUCAGUGGAGACCUAACAGCACAAAAGCACAGCUCCAUCCUGUAUUGUAUUAACAGUCCAGGAUACUGGUGGUUGUGUAAUAGUGCGAGAGAUAUUCUUAGUACACUUUUGUCCCCUUUGUACUAAGUGAGCAUUGUCUAUAUACCACAGAAUACUACUGCAGAAAACAAUACUAAGU